Molecule: messenger RNA, 3843 nt
Organism: Coprinopsis cinerea okayama7#130
Lineage: Eukaryota; Fungi; Basidiomycota; Agaricomycetes; Agaricales; Psathyrellaceae
Product: ankyrin repeat domain-containing protein 50
Exons: 8
Coding region: 1-3843 (1280 amino acids)
Molecular function (GO): ATP hydrolysis activity; protein binding
Source: RefSeq, a predicted model, not a curated record
AUGGAUUCAGGUCCCACUCAAGAUUUCGCUGCCGACCUAGAUGCUCGUCGUGGCGCGACAGAGACCACCCACGGAGGGGUCUCGUUGUUCCAGGAUGCAUAUGAGCCCGCUAUCAAAGGCGGGUAUGCGGCUACCGAGACCGUGCAGAAUGCCGAAGCCGAGAUUUACAAGAUCGGCCACUGGCUCACCCCCAUCAACUUUAAGUCCCAGCAAGAUGAAGCCUACUCGAGGAGUGUUGAAGGCACGGGAAGAUGGCUACUUCAACAUGACCAAUACGAGCGUUGGGCUUCUGAAGACGACGGUGUCCUCUGGUGUCGAGGGAUCGCCGGUGCCGGAAAGACCACGCUGGCGUCGAUGAUCAACCUCGAUCUUCAAAAAAGAUUCCCCUCUCUCCCAGUUUUAUUCGUUUUCUUGCAGCAAGCACACCAAUACACCGUGCGGGAUAUCAUCGCUAGCCUGCUUCGACAACUACUCGAGUCACACGCCGAACAUGUGUUGCCAAUUGUCAAGGAAGGAUUCGAUCGCCACGAAACAGAAGAAACCAAAGCUUCGGAACAAGAGCUCCUCGAAUGGUUGACAAGAGCGUUGGCGCCGUUCCCCAAGGCUUUCAUCACAAUCGAUGCGCUGGACGAGUUGCUAAUCGAGGAGGACAAGGCGAAGCUCUUGCGUGUACUCCGUUCGCUGCAUCGAAGCCUCCUCUUUACAUCAAGACCCCUGGAUCUCGUCCAGGCGAUUUUCCCUCAUGCUGUGACAAUGGACGUUCGAGCCCACGACGAAGACAUCGAUACUUUUGUCAAGAGAAAAGUGCAGCAUACUUCGCGGCUGAAGGACCUACUCGCAGACACGGAGGACUUGAAGAAUGUAGUCUCAGCUCUUCAAGCCACAGGGGCCGGAAUGUUUCUUCUAACCGUUCUUCAAGUCGAGACAUUGGCCGGCAGCGUUGACAUGGAAGAUCUCAGGAAGAAACUGGCGUCCCUUCCGUCUGGGGUUGAAGAUAUGUACCGAGAUGCUUGGAGGCGUAUGGGGAUACAAGACAAAGAAAAGGCUCUGCUGGCACGCCGGGUGAUCGCCUGGCUGGUUUACACCGACCAGCCACUCACCAUGACGAUGCUGCAACACGCGCUGGCCGUGGAUCCUGAAUCGGGACGGUUCGAUUCUCAGCACCUUGUUGAUCCAGGAUUGAUAGUGACUCUUAUCCACCAUACCGCCCGGGAUGUUUUCCAGAAAUGGGUGUUGGAAUCUGGAGUCCAGCCGCACGUCCUCAUCGCUACGAGCUGCAUUGGCUAUCUUAAUCAUACCGGAUUGCGCUCUCUCAUUUUUGCAGACUACCACGGCGAUGACCACCCACACGUACCAUUCGACGCCAGCGAUAGGACUAUCCGAUGUUGGAAGAAUGUGUUGGAGUUCCUGGACCACGCAGAUUAUCCCUUCCUUUCCUACGCCUACAAACACUGGGGACGCCAUGCCCGAAUGCUCGCGGAAGACGAGCUACCCCCAAUUGUACUCGAGUUCCUCCUCCACCAACCUUCUACGUAUCCUUUGGACCUUGAUGCGCAGGUUUGCCAACCCUGUGAUCUCGGGACUUCGCUGCACGUUGCUGCUCAAAUCGGGAUGUCGAGUGCCUUACCACGGAUCCCAAUACCCGGCGAUACGACCUCAAAUCGACAACAAACCGCCCUUCACCUUGCCGCUUUCAAUGGACAUACCAGCUUCGUACAAACCCUCCUCGAGUCAGAGACCAUACCCGUCGAUGCAGUCGAUUGUCAAGGCCAAACACCUUUAGCCAAGGCUUCCUUACAGGGUCACGAUGGUGCGGUCCGCUUGAUCUUGGGCCAUCCCAACGUCGAGGUCAACUCUAAGGACAAUCGAGGUCGAACUCCACUGUGGCACGCCUCGGCAUGGGGCCAAGUUGAAUGCAUGAAGGCGCUCCUUUCACACCCCGAUCUCGAUCCCAACAUUCAGGAUAGCUACGGCCGAACCCCGUUGAUGAAGACCGCUGCAUGGGGUCGCUACGAGGGGAUGAAGCUGCUCCUCGAAAAUCCCAAUACCCUUCUCAACCUCCAGUCAGACCGAGGCGAAACGGCACUCAUGCUUGCAGCUCGCUUUGGCCACACAGGCCUGGUUGAGACCCUCUUGACCUACGCCAAACCUAUCGUACAGGAGCCAGUGCCCGAUAGUGGGGAGCCUAGCCAAGAUGGUCAACGCGAGCUGUUGGACAUCAAUGCUGCCAGCAAAUGGGGCCUUACAGCUUUGAUGGAUGCAGCGUACCAUGGGCGUAGCAAUCCUUUGCGUAGACACAGUCGCCACGAGGAAGUCACCAAGCGUGCAGAUGAUAGUGAAGAUGACAAUGACAGUCCGUAUGUUGCAAUCGUGAAGAUGCUGCUCGAAUUCCCCGACCUUGACGUCAACGCAGGCGAUCGCUGGGGUCGUACAGCUCUUAUGAAGGCUGCGCAGUGGGGCAACGCACAGAUCGUUGCGGCUCUGGUCGCUGAUCCUCGAGUUUUGGUCAACGCUGGCGACUGUCGGGGAAAGACUGCUUUGAUGAAGGCCGCGUCGUGGGGCAACAGUACUUGCCUCGGGGUUUUACUGGGAAGGGAGGAUGUCGAUGCGAACGCGCGAGACGCCAUUGGAGAGACUGCACUCAUCAAAGCCGCUGUGAGGGGGAUGGUACAUUGUGUCGAAUUGUUGUUGACGGUGGAAGGAAUAGACGCCAAAGCUGCGAAUGACCGAGGAGAGACGGCACUCAUGAAAGCCGCUUCUAUGCCCGACAGCAAAUACCAGAAGGGAGGAAACAAUCCCCACGAAUCCGGUCUCCUCGCGGAGGACGAGUCCACUGCGUCAUCGACUAUCGAAGAGCGACUGGCGACUACACGUGCCGUUCUUCCCUUCAGCAAUGUCAACGCUGUCGAUGACAAAGGAAGGACGGCCCUGAUGAAAGCAUCGCUGUGGGGAGAGCUUCCCUUCGUAGAAGAGCUUCUUUCCUCGCCGGAAAUUGACGUCAAUAUCCAGGACAUUUACGCCGAUACAGCCCUGAAGAAGGCCUCAUCCUGGGGCCAUGAUGCUUGUGUUUCGCGCCUCCUCCAAGUUCCAGGGAUUCACGUCAAUGCUGCCGAGAGUCCGAAUCUUUUGUCCUUUGGCCACCACACACUCGAGAACAAAUCAGGAGAGCCGGAGGUCCCGCUGCAUGCAAAGGGAAGAGUAUCCCAAUCAGCCUUGAUGAAAGCCGUGCUUUGGGACCAGCGGAGAUGUGCAGAGCUGCUGCUUAGCCAUCCUCGAAUCGACGUUAAUGAACAGGACGACAGAGGACGGACAGCCCUCAUCAUCGCCUGCACUUACGGACGUCAAGAAAUCGCAUCUGCAUUGAUCCUUCACCCAAGCACCGAUGUCAACAUCAAGAGCUCGUGGGAUGAAUUUCCGCUGUGGUGCUGUAUCCAUGCGCUCAACGAUGGAGAUGAACCGCCCGCGAUUGACCUCGGUGGCUCUGAGCAAGGAUACGUCGGACCCACGGAACCUAUCCCACCAUCUUCAUCGCCGGCGGUCUACGAAACCCUCGUCGAACAGCUUCUACAGCGAGGUGAUAUCGAUUGGCAGGCGAAAGGACCAUUCAGAGCUACAGCUCUGAUGAGGGCAUUGCAACGGGGCCAAAGCAAGAUCGCGAGGAUGAUCUUAUCUUGUGGUGAAUUCGACGUCAACGAGGUUGAUGACCUUGGUGAAUCUGCCCUCGCAAAGGCAGCUGGGGCAGGAGAGUGCGGAAUGGACCUUACAAAACACGGCUUGCCCGUCGUACGAGGGUGUCUUGACCCGGCUGUUGGCCCACCCCUCGACCGAUCCCAACAUCCGUGA